This is a messenger RNA of Dicrocoelium dendriticum, 267 nucleotides long. The record is from the annotation of a GenBank genome assembly. NCBI's taxonomy places the organism in Eukaryota, Metazoa, Platyhelminthes, Trematoda, Plagiorchiida, Dicrocoeliidae.
AUGCUCUACCGCGAUUUGCCGACGCGAUGUCAAUGCGGUCAUUGGUUCAAGUUGGUGGAUAUGGAGCGCUUUGAACGAGAACGAGAAAAACAUUGGCAGCAGGUGAAAGAUAAACCGGAAAACAUCAAGUUGCAAAUCGAAUUCGAUGAGGUUGAAAAAGAACUGGGCGUAAUGAUCCAACAGGGUCAUGGCCUUAAUAACAACACUCCAGGUCUGACGGACUUCCUGGAACAGAGAUUCGCCUCCGUAUGGAGAUACCCUGAUUAG